This is a messenger RNA of Ruditapes philippinarum (Manila clam), 2085 nucleotides long. Its product is annotated as dynein light chain Tctex-type 5-B-like. Gene Ontology annotation, molecular function: dynein intermediate chain binding. Bases 714 to 1295 code for a protein of 193 amino acids. Gene Ontology annotation, cellular component: cytoplasmic dynein complex; cytoplasm. The record is from RefSeq and is a predicted model, not a curated record. Gene Ontology annotation, biological process: microtubule-based movement. Lineage: Eukaryota; Metazoa; Mollusca; Bivalvia; Venerida; Veneridae. The transcript has a single exon.
UUUAGCUGUCUGUUUUGAAAAAAAAUGAGAUCGGCCUACUAUUUUGCAAAAGGAAACCUACAAAACAUUCUUUUAUCAAAUUAUUUAAGGUCACCGUGUACAUAAUGCGGAUUUAGUAAACUAGUUAAUGUUGAUUGUUUUCCAGGAGACUCAGCAGGUCAAAUAAAGUUAGGCUGUGGAUUUAAUGUCUGUAAUCAACCGGAGAUUAAUCUUUGCUUUUUAUUUAUUUAAGCACUGAAAGGGGAUUAUUGAUAAUUCUAUAAUAGUAAUUAAAAGAAUUUGACCAGAUUAAGAUCAGCUUUGUGAGUGUUUUGUUGUUUGAAAUCCAAAUGAUUUAAUAUUAACUUUCGACUCAUUGACUUGUAAACUUGGAGAUAACCAAGAGGGAGUAGAAACGCAUGUUGAGGAAACACAGAAACAACCAGAAAAUACAGACUUCGAAAGAAAAACCCGGGUAAAUUGUUAUAUAAAAAAGGUUUACUUGAAUCGAGUUUUAUGAAAAUGGUCUACCGAAAGUGAAAUGAAACAGUGAAAACCUCAGGUGGAAUAAACAAAAAAGGACGCAUUUUUGGCUCAAAAGUUAAAAAUUAAUAACGCUAUUGGUAAAAUAUAAUGAUACGAGAGGUGAGGUGAAUUGUGAAAAACAUUGUAAUUGGUGGAUUACAUAUAUAUUUCAUUUUGUGUUUUGAAUUGGGAAAAAAAACUUUUUUAAAAUGCUUAAACGGAUGUCAAUGGCGAUGGUCCAAGGAGGUGCAAGUACUGCAACAGUACCGUCCGAAAUGGGCGAUAGCACUGUCACAGAAAGUACGUUUGGUAAAAAUGCCAGACCCUCACUGGCGGGAGUCAUGCUUUCGAGGAAAUUCGCGAAAAGAAUGUCUACUAAAUUAACGGAACGGAGAGGACUGGGAACCAUCGGAAGUUCUUCAGCCGGACUGGUUCCUGAAAAGGAACCAACGUAUCGAAUGGAACCAACGAAAAAAUUCAGUUCAGCCUCAGCGGAAAAUGUUAUAAAAGAAGUCUUAAAUGAUGCCUUUGAGGGGAUGAAAUACAACCCGAAGACGUGCUCGAAAUUGAUUAAAUCAUUAAGUGAUGAGAUAAAAGAACGGGUAAAAUUGUUAGGAUACGAUAGGUACAAAGUAAUAUGUAUAAUUUCUCUAUGCCAGAUAUCGGAACAAGCUGCGGUUUGCACGUCAAGGUGUGUCCUAGACAAAGCUAAUGACACUUACGCGACAUACACGUUCAAAAACGAUACUUUUAUAUGUAAUGCAACUGUGUAUGCUAUUUAUAGGGAAUAAAAACGAACGCAAGCUGGUGCCACAGUGGUAUGACAUUUGGAAGAAUCAUGGAAGGUUGUGAAAAUUAGUAUUGGAUUAGAUUAUUUCAAAGUUGAUAAUUAUUCCAAAGUUCAAGUAUUUAAAUGUCGAAUUUUAACUUCUUAAACGUUGCUAUGUUAAUGAUUAUAAUAUUAGAUAUCAGUUUUUGCUUUAUGACCAAUUUAGUUUAAAUGUGCUAUUAUCUAUUGUCAUUUAUGUAGACCUUCUUUGCAGCACACUUUCCUUUGGCGGUUUAUUUUUAGAGAAAUGUUUUAUAUUAUUUAUAUUUAUUCUCGGACUUGACAAAUUUGUGGACAAAUAGGACCAGAACAAUCGUUAUAGGUCAAUACGCACCGGAAUGAUUGCUAAAACUGGAAACACAAACUGCUUCAAAUAAAAAAAUAUUUUCAUUAAAAAUUAUCAAUAGGGCAUAUUACAUAGGGCUCUAUUAACUAUUAUGUAUGUAUAUGUUUGUACGAUUUCAAUAUUAUGUGUCUUUAAAUAUUUUUUCUAUGAAAAAAGUGCAUUUAAAUACCUUCAUUAUUUAUAAACAGAAAUUAAAGUUUAUUCAUUAUCUUCGUUUCUUUGAUUUGGAAUAUCCUGCGCAUGAUUGUCAGCGUGAUCGUCUGCUGGCAAAAGUCCGGAGAAAGUUGUUCGUCUGCGUCCAGGGAUCGUGAGAUGUCAUUGGUAACGUGAGAGUAUUUCUGAUUUUCCUUUUCCAUCAAUGGUAAAUAUUGAAUGGAUUGAACUUUGGCGAUUGGUUUCAGUUUUU